UAAAACGACACCGUUUCCUUCAUGUUCAAUACAACUCCUCCACAGUGGACACCGCCAUUCUCAUUCCCUUCCAUAUCACUCGUCACCGUCACUGCCACCGCAAACGCCGUCGCAUUGAGGAAAUCAAUUACAGAAUAAAGAAAUGCGCAUAUCGUUUUCCGGUCUCACCAAGUCAUUGCCGUUUUCAAGAAUCUUCAGGGAGCUUGAGGAAGAGAUGGAAACGGUAGUAAAGGUACUGCAGCCAGGGCCAUUGGGAAUAGUGGAACACAAAUUCUCAGAUGAAGAAAUUCGUGAAGCUAAAGCUACGGUUAAUAGGGCAGUCAUUAAUUGGCAACGGAAUGCUAAUCUUGAGCAUAGAAAUGGCAUUCUUAGAGAUUUUAUUCACAAAUCUAAUUGAAACCAAUUGUUUAAAAAGAUUUUGAGUUUAUUUAGCUUCUUUGAGCUACUCUCAAAGAUUAGUGCAUAUUUGAGGUUUGAUUAAUUAGGUAACAUUUGUAAACAAAAAUCUGAGAUUACGAUUGACAAUGAUCCCACAGAUGAAGGUUGAAUAUUUCAGAGAAAAUACUUUGAAUUGUUGUUUUCUUCUAUGUUUGUUAACGUGCUCUGUUAUCUAAUCUUAUUGUUGUUUCAUCUGACGGAAUCUGUGAAGAACAUGUUUCACUUUUCUUGGCCUAAAAUAAUGAAGAAUUUGGAGGUAUUUUUCUUUGGUUCAACUAGUAAUUGAUGAUUUUUCCUUCUUGUUUGUGAAGAUUGAAUUUGUAUCCUUUUGGGUUUAAUUGCAGAUUCUAUAGAGUCUAUAAUGUUUUGGGUAAUAUUGUUGCGUGAUUUAGUUAUUUGGACGUGGCAUGUUUUCUUAGCCAAUGGUAAUUUAGGCUAGUUAGUGAUUAGACAUUAGUAAUCGUGAUUUUUUUUUGAAUCGUUCUUGAUCUAUUGACCUUGAUAGUAAGAUUACAAUCUGAACUAGUUGCCUAGAUAGACUGAUCUGAGAAGGAAAGUUGAUAAAGAAAAUAGUAGCAGUUAUAGGCGCCAGCCAUGUCAGGGAAGUAAGAUACUAGCAAAUAAGAUUGGAAUAAGUCUUCUUGUUGUUUGUCUAUCGUUUUGAUUUUGUUUCUGCAAUCAUUUUUUCUGAUCCUGUUGCUCUCAGGUCAGAAUGAAAAUAUGUAUUUUUCUCUGUCUCAGCUCUGGAAACUAUCCUGAUCAUCAGAAUACCGAUAUUAGUUGAAAGGUAUGUUGUACAAAAACCUUUAUAGCUUUACAUUUUCUUUUCCGGCAUUCUGUUUCACCAAUUUCCGUUUCCAGCUUUCUGUUUUGCCUUCUUCUGUUUAUGUGCUACAUAGGAGGGUGUACAAGAUAUCUAUGAGCCUAGAAAGACACAAUUGCAUAUCAAAAGCCACACUAUUAUGCUUUUAUACCAUUAAGUACAGGAUAAAAAUACAAUCAUAAAAAAACAAGAAACAAACAAAAAUCAAUAAAGCUUGUGUAGUAUAUCCUAUCUUCUGGCAGAAACUACACAUAUGAUACAGCUCUAAAUCCAUAAAGCUCCGGCAUUGAUAAGCAAUGGGAUAAGCUGGUUCUGAACAUGUAGACUCAUCACUUGAUUUUCUCCACCAAUCAAUUUUUGGCCUAUGAACACGGAUGGUACACUUGGUUCACACCCCAACUGCAUCAAUGUCCUCUCAAUUUGGUGCCCGUAUGGGAUUCUGUCAAGUUCGUAAACGGUUGGAUUUGCUCCAAACCCGCAUAUCAGUGACUUAAUGGUAUGACUCAUGCAGCAAGAACUCUUGCUGAAUAUCACUACUGGCUUUUCCUUAACCAACCUGUUCACCAUUUCCAUUGCUGAAAAUAUUGUUGGAAUAGGCAGUGCUAAUAAUUUAUGAACCUUGUUGAAAGUGUGUUUGCCUGUGUGUGUGUUUUCUUUGUUGUGAGGAGUAAAAAACAUAAGGUGGUGUAUUUAUACAGGCAGCAAUGUAUAGUUUAGAUUUAAUUUUGAGAAUAGAAUCUAAUGGAGGAAAUUAAGAAUAGACUGUGCGAGUGAUGUGUCA
Mercurialis annua (annual mercury) is the source of this 2042-nucleotide messenger RNA. RefSeq lists its product as uncharacterized. Bases 143 to 397 code for a protein of 84 amino acids. The transcript has 2 exons. NCBI's taxonomy places the organism in Eukaryota, Viridiplantae, Streptophyta, Magnoliopsida, Malpighiales, Euphorbiaceae. The record is from RefSeq and is a predicted model, not a curated record.